Molecule: messenger RNA, 1897 nt
Organism: Bombyx mori (domestic silkworm)
Lineage: Eukaryota; Metazoa; Arthropoda; Insecta; Lepidoptera; Bombycidae
Exons: 6
Coding region: 454-1179 (241 amino acids)
Biological process (GO): regulation of apoptotic process
Source: RefSeq, a predicted model, not a curated record
GUCAGGGAAUUUGUCUGUAGACUGUGUUAAUUUUCAAUUAAAAAUACAAAAUAAAAAUCCAAUUUACUACGCCAAACUUUAUUUACUUACAUAAUGCAUAUAAUAAUAAUUGUUGCAAAAUAAAUACAAAAAUUAAAAGAUGACUAAAGCUACCUUUUUUUUCUCCAAAUUAAAUCUCUUCGAGCAAAUCCAAAUAGGACACCAAACUGGAGUUUUUGAUGUUUACAAAGAAAAAACCACAAAAACAAUUUACACAUAGUGAGUGCGACACAGUGCAUUGAAAUAUAUACAUAUGUAGAUAAUAAACACCUAGACAAUGAGCAAACGAUUUAGCCCGACGUGGGAAUCGAACCCAGGACCCUCGGCGCAACAGAGAGGGCCGCUAACUACCGACUACCGCACCACCGAAUCUUUCAGAACGUGUUCACGUCGUCGCUGUUACCAAAGGUGCAAAUGGAUCUUGUUCCACCAUUAGCUGCUGUUCAUGCAUGCAGCGUCCAACCAUUAGAAGAAUAUGACGGGCCUCGAGCGCCAUUGAUACGUCAAGUCUCCCUGGAUGAGGAACGUCGCGAUGACUGCCAGGGUCAUUGGCGUGGUCCAUAUCUUCAGGGCGAGGAGGAAGAAAGAGGAGUCAGGCUAUUUAGAGCGUUGUUGCUACAGCACUUGAGGUUAGAGGAACUCAGGCCCCCGCCAUGUAUGUUGGCGUCCGCAAAACCUGACCAAAGGGGCUGGUGGUUGUAUUGGCGAGACUGGAGGUCGUUAGAGCGGGCGGCCAGAAGAUUUAGGGAAACGAAAGCCAGGGCAAGAUUGGCCGAAAGGGCGGAGCACAUCCCUCUACUGAGCUUAGACGAAGUGGAAUUUGAGGAUAUUAUGCAAGAACUUUGCCAGGCUUGUGCUCACGUGGAACAGAGAGCCUUGGUGGUGUUAGCGUUCUUGUGCGAGGUUUGUGCUCGCGCUGUCAGAGUUGGGGGCUGGUGUAGAGCCGCGGAAUGGUCGGCCAAACACGUGGCCCAAUGCGCCACACCUUGGGCCAUACGGCAUGGUGGCUGGAGUCAUGUAGUUGAACGUGCCGGCGGGGCGCGCAGAGACGAAACAACACUACUUGCCGGCGCGGCGGUCGCGGCCAUACUGGCGUUUCUUUUGUUUUGUCGCGCUCGGCUGCGUCAAGCUUUGAUGUAACUACCCACAUCAUACCUUGGAGCGUCUCCCGGUGGUCGAUUCUGCGAAGCAUUGCUCUUGCUAGGGCCAGUGUUCCGGUUUGAGCCCCGUGAGCUCACCUACAUGUUAGGGUGAAGCUGAAAUAGUCUCUCAAGGCUAUCAGCACAGGUAGAAAAAAAGGAGCGUCGAUACGUAAAAACUUGAACUGGCAAUACCAAUGUUGAAGGCUGGCCAAAUUGUCUUAGACAAGUCAACGAGAGCCUUAGUAUCUUUUGGAUAUACUUUUACAAGAAAAUGAAUGGGAUUGGAACGAUUUCUAAAUAAAUAUAUUUAUAAUCAUAAAUUACCUUAGUCGUAUAUGUGAUUAGGAAAUAUUAUGUAGUGAACAAUUAUUUUAUUAAGAAUGUUAUUGUUAUAUUAUAUUAAGGGACUUAGUUCAUGUACUAUGUUUGUUGUUCUUUGAAAGGUUUUAAUGGAUACAAUUCUCACUAUCUACGUAAUUUUUUUUCUUCUGUUCAUCGGCGCGGUGACUACAUUUGUAAAAGUUUGCAAUGUUAUCCUAUAAGGAUAUUUUAUGUAUGAACAGAGUGUGUCUUGAUAUAAAACACUACGCUAUAUUGUAUCUAUGUAAAUUUAACGAUACACACACUGGUAAGGUAAUGCAUUUUUAAUUGUCUGUACAAUUUUGUUUAAAGGAUAUCGCAAUAAUUAAAGUAACUGCAUAAAACUAAACACAAAA